AUGGGUAAGGAUUACUACAAAAUCCUCGGCAUUGCCAAAGGAGCCACCGAUGAUGAAAUUAAAAAAGCGUACCGGAAAAUGGCUCUAAAGUUCCAUCCCGACAAGAACAAGGACCCAGGAGCAGAGAACAAGUUCAAAGAAGUGGCAGAAGCGUACGAUGUGUUGUCAGAUGCCAAAAAGAAGGAGAUCUACGACAAAUACGGAGAAGAUGGACUUAAGAACGACGGAAUGCCUGGUCCUGGCGCUAGUGGAGCUGGUGGUAUGCCUGGAGGCUUCCACUACACCUUCCAAGGAGACCCGAUGAGAAUGUUCGCUCAAGCAUUCGGCGGAGGAAACUUGUUUAGCGACUUCUCUGGUAUGGGAGGUGGACAUGGCGGCGGUGGCCCAGAGGUAAGGAUUUUUGGUUUUUGUUUUGAAUUUUAGGUAACAACAUCGUUAAAAUAAGUAAGAUAAGACUUGUUUGUGAAAAGAAAGAUUGUUUGCCUAAUAGGCGUUUACAUAACAUGAUUUUUCUGAAAAUAAUUAUGUUUUUUAUAGAUGAUGUUCGGUGACGAUAUAUUUGGAUUCGGUGGCAUGGGUGGUAUGCAUGGAGGCGGCGGAGGACGCAAACGACAAGAUCAGACUGUACAACACGAUCUGCCAGUCAGUCUAGAGGAUAUUUAUAAAGGAUGCACAAAAAAGAUGAAAAUCACCAAGUACGUUGUUUUUGAUGGCACAAUUAGGUUGUUUAGCAUAUUUUUAUUAAAGAAAUGUCAGUAGAAAUGUUUUUGUUUAUUAAGCGGGGUUUUUAACUUUAGGUGAUACCUAAAAUAAGGUUUUUUCCUUACUACUAUCAAAAAUAUCAUUAUGCGGGAUUUUAGGUAUAAAAUAUUGUAUAAUUUUUUAAUCUUACUAUAAUAAUAACACUUUUUCCUUUCAGAAAAAUCGUUGGCGGCGAUGGAUCAGUACGAACUGAAGACAAGGUCCUAACCUUGACGAUAAAGCCAGGAUGGAAGGCCGGGACCAAAGUCACAUUCCCAAAAGAAGGCGACCAAUAUCCAAGCCGAGUACCAGCCGACAUUGCCUUUGUCAUCAAAGACAAACCGCAUCCAAAGUUCAAGCGUGACGGCGCCGACAUCCGAUAUAGACAUAAGAUCUCGCUCAGAGACGCGCUCUGCGGCCACCAACUUCAAGUACCAACUCUGGAUGGCACCACUCUACCACUAAAAUUGGAAACGGUCGUAAAACCUUCGAUGACCCGCACAAUUCCCGGCCAAGGACUACCUCUACCCAAAGAACCAUCAAAACGAGGCAAUCUGAUUGUAGAGUUUGAUGUCCGCUUCCCCGACAGUCUUAGCCCGGCCGCGAAGGAAUUGUUACGCAACGCCCUACCGCCGAUGUAA
Messenger RNA from Bursaphelenchus okinawaensis, 1382 nucleotides. Lineage: Eukaryota; Metazoa; Nematoda; Chromadorea; Rhabditida; Aphelenchoididae. The record is from the annotation of a GenBank genome assembly.